Messenger RNA from Striga asiatica, 2337 nucleotides. Lineage: Eukaryota; Viridiplantae; Streptophyta; Magnoliopsida; Lamiales; Orobanchaceae. The record is from the annotation of a GenBank genome assembly.
AAAAAACUUGAGGAAAGAAUAUGAGAAAAUGAGAAUUGAUUGUUCUCCUUUUAUCUUAAUUUGGAACCCUAAUUAGAAUGCGUUUACUUUUGGAGUGUCUUUUAAGGUGUUUUGGUGAGAGCUAUGAACAACAGACACUUGUCGACACCAGAAAUGAUCGAGCCGCCGAAGAAGAAGGAAGCGCCACGAUCGCUCUCUCUUUCUCUCUCUACCUAUUAAGUGUCUCAGCUUUUGAAAAAGUAAAGUCUCCAAAAGAACUUUGAAGUCCAAGCACAAUCUUUUUCAAGCUAGUGGCUCCACCUUUCGUCUUCUCCUAACCAUGGGCUCUUACAUGAACUCCAAAAACCUUGGGGGGGAUGCCUCUCAACUGGAUGGGAGGACAGCUGUCAAUCUCCCGUUGGCCCGCCAAUCUUCCAUAUACUCCCUCACAUUUGACGAGUUCCAAAAUACCCUUGGUGGACCUGGGAAGGAUUUUGGGUCCAUGAACAUGGAGGACCUUUUAAAGAGCAUCUGGACAGCCGAAGAGAACCAGACAUUACAGCCAAAGAGUAGUGAGAAUUUACAGCGGCAGGGCUCUCUUACACUGCCACGUACACUUAGCCAAAAAACGGUCGAUGAAGUUUGGCGAGACGUUUUGAAAGAAACCGUAGGCGUAAACAGUGGGGGUUUGUCUUUGGGUCAAAGAGAACCAACUUUGGGCGAAAUGACCCUUGAAGAUUUUUUAUCCAAGGCAGGGGUCGUUAGGGAAGAAGUCCAACUUCCCGAGAGACCAAACGGGGUUUAUUUAUACGGUGCGCCAAAUGGGAAUACGAACACUUCAGGUUUAACCAUGGGAUUUCAACAACAGCCAUUGCAAAGUAAUCUCGCCGUGUUGACCAUUCAACAGGUGACAACAACAGCUUCUCAACCGCAACUGCAGCCUCUAUUCCCGAAGCAAUCAACCCUCACGUUUUCGUCACAGUCGACACAAAUCGGAAGCAACAUUCAGCUCUCGAGAUCAUCCCGUGCAAAAGGAGGACCGAAAAAUGUCGUGAAUAAUUUGUACGAUGCUGAUGGCAUAGUGAAGAGCUGUGUAGCAGACACGCCCUCGUCUAGUUCGCCUCCUCUGUCUUACAAUUUCGAGGAGGUUGGGAGGGGAAGGAGGUCGAACAGUUCUUUGGAGAAAGUGGUGGAGAGGAGGCGUAAGAGGAUGAUCAAGAACAGGGAAUCUGCCGCUAGGUCACGAGCUAGAAAGCAGGCGUAUACUCUGGAGCUGGAGGCAGAGGUGGCGAAGCUGAAAGAAAUGAAUGAGGAGCUGAGGAAGAAGCAGGAGGAGUUUAUGGAGAUGCAGAAAAAUCAGAUCCUGGAGAAAAUGAAUAAGCCCUGGGGAGAAAAAAGAGUAUGCUUGAGGAGGACGCUAACUGGGCCUUGCUCGAAAAUGGCCGCUUCGUGUUGCUCCUCUGCAAUCCUCUCGCUCCCCCGCACGCCAGCUCGACGUGGGGUGGUUUAUCCGAAUUCCGCUGGUCCCCCGCGGUUAGGUCGCCGAUUUGGGCUUUCGUUUCGGGCUCAGAGGAGGCCCGAGGCUCGAAAAUCCGUACGUGUUUCCUGCAUUGGCGAUAAUCGCGAAACUGCUGUGAUUACGAGCAAGUCAUGGGACAAACUGAUUCUAGAAAGUGAAAUCCCUGUGCUAGUUGAGUUUUACGCCAGCUGGUGUGGGCCCUGCCGCAUGGUCCACCGAGUAAUCGACGAGAUAUCAACCGACUACUCGGGAAGAUUAAAAUGCUACGUCCUUAAUGCCGACAAUGACCCAGAAGUCGCGGAGGAUUAUGAUGUUAAGGCUGUGCCAGUUGUCUUGCUGUUCAAGAAUGGCCAAAAACUCGAUUCUGUUGUUGGAACCAUGCCUAAGGAGUUCUAUGUGGCUGCCAUUGAGAGGGUUCUCGGUUCUUAAGAUUCGGCUCAUCAUGAAUGAACCAUUAUAUGGUGAAUAAAACUAUUUUUCUCUUUUAACAAUCGAUGGAGUAUUUUUGCUUCCCCUAUUGAAUUUGUUCGAUAUUUUGUAUAUUCACAUGUUCUCCUACUACAAGUGUGCAGUUUGGAUGCUAUCUGUGGUGAAAAGAGGAAAAAACUAUGUUAUUAUUCCUCUGUCCUUAUAGCAACAUUUUUGAACUUUUUUUUGCCUCUUUUUUGUGUACAGAACUCGAUUUCUCUUUUUGUUCAAGAAUCUUUAUGAGCAUGCAUCGAUCUUUCGCUGCCUAGUUUUUGUUAUCGAGAUAUGCUACAAUUGUACGACUAUAAAAGAAUCUUGAUACCGGUUAUUCGAUUAGGUGGUUAUUUAUGGUGUUUCUGAUUUGACAUACA